Molecule: messenger RNA, 3483 nt
Organism: Protomyces lactucae-debilis
Lineage: Eukaryota; Fungi; Ascomycota; Taphrinomycetes; Taphrinales; Protomycetaceae
Product: P-loop containing nucleoside triphosphate hydrolase protein
Exons: 3
Coding region: 189-3002 (937 amino acids)
Biological process (GO): microtubule-based movement
Molecular function (GO): microtubule motor activity; ATP binding; microtubule binding
Source: RefSeq, a predicted model, not a curated record
UGUGAGUGUUUUGUUGACAAAGAGACAAGCAGACAAGAGCACCAGCAGUCAAGAAGGAGAGAAGGAGAGAAGGGCUAGCAGCACUGGGGAAGAGAUAGAGAGUCCGCUGGAAUACUGCCACUGAUACAGACACAAACGACGCGUGUACCCUGCGCCAGCGUGUCAGUCAAUCAGAUCAUAGCGCGACCAUGUCUGCCACCACUUCACGGACAACGCUCAACGGCAGCGCACAGGAGACAGCGCAGGGCACGAAUAACAUCAAAGUCGUGUGUCGCUUCAGACCCGUCAAUAAGGUCGAAACAGCCAAUGGGUUCACCCAACCCAUCGUCUCCUUUGAAGAUACCGAUACGGUCAAACUAGAGUCUAAUGAUCUCAAGGAUUCAUUUACAUUCGAUAGGGUCUUUGGGAUGGAGUCGCGCCAGCACGAGGUGUUUGACUAUUCCAUCAAAUCCACAGUCGAAGAUGUCCUCAACGGCUACAACGGGACAGUCUUCGCUUAUGGACAGACGGGCGCCGGUAAAUCCUUCACCAUGAUGGGCGCAAGCCUAGAGAACCGAGAUUUACGUGGUGUCAUCCCACGGAUCGUGGAGCAAGUCUUCUCCAGUAUUGCUAUAGCGCCCGGGAAUAUGGAGUAUACGGUGAAAGUCUCCUACAUGGAGAUCUACAUGGAAAAGAUUCGCGACUUGCUACAGCCUGCGAAUGAUAAUCUACCGAUACACGAGGAAAAGACAAGAGGGGUGUAUGUGAAAGGUUUGCUUGAGGUCUACACGAGUUCAACGGAAGAAGUGUAUCAAGUCCUUGAACAAGGUGGACAAUCUAGAGCCACAUCCUCCACCAACAUGAAUGCCGAGAGUUCACGGUCACACUCCAUCUUUGUUGUGACGGUGACCCAGAAGAAUGUCGAGACGGGUUCUGCCAAGUCGGGACAACUUUUCCUUGUUGAUCUCGCAGGCUCAGAGAAAGUUGGCAAGACAGGCGCAUCAGGUCAAACACUCGAAGAGGCAAAGAAGAUCAACAAGUCGCUCUCAACGCUCGGUAUGGUGAUUAAUGCACUGACGGAUGGAAAAAGCACACAUGUGCCCUAUCGCGACUCCAAAUUGACGCGCAUCUUGCAAGAAUCCCUCGGUGGCAAUUCAAGAACCACGCUCAUCAUUAAUUGUUCGCCCUCUGCCUACAAUGACUCUGAGACACUCAGCACCUUGCGUUUUGGUAUGCGAGCAAAGAGUAUCAAGAACAAAGCGAAAGUCAAUGCCGAGUUGUCUCCGGCUGAAUUGAAAGCGCAUUUGAAGCGCGCACGGCAAGAGUGUCUUACCUUUCAAGAAUAUGCAAGCGCGCUUGAAGGUGAAUUGGGUCAGUGGCGUGGUGGCGUGCAAGUCAAGCAGGAGCAUUGGGUCACAUUCAGGGAAAAUGGCAGCAGUGUCUUGCCCUCGCAAUCAGGGUCUCGUGUCGAUGUACUCAGAGACACAGGCAGCGAGACGCCACGCGCAUCAACACCGUUGCCAGGCUCAGCGCCCCUUGAAAAGGACGAACGUGAUGAGUUUCUCAAACGUGAGAAUGAGCUACAAGAUGCCCUUGCGGCAAAGGAGUCUGCGCUAGCACGAAAUGAAGGGUUACUAGCACGGCUGCAGCAGGAAUUAGCGAGCUUGCAAGUUCAUGAUCAAGAGACGGCACGUCAGCAUGCUCUCCUCUCUGGGCAAUAUCGAGAUGCGCAAAUGGCGAUGGAGAAGGCAGCGUUUGAACAUCGCGAGGCGGCCAUCACGCUUGAUUCAUUGAAGGAGGCGAAUAGCGACUUGACGCAUGAGCUGGAGGAAGUCAAAAAGGCACUCAUGCAAGCGCGUCUCGAAGCAGCAGUUGGCAGUACAACCACAAGCAACGACUGGCUUUCACAAGAGGAGAAGGAGAAACGCAAAGCGGAAAAGAUGCGAACCAUGAUGGCUGGCUUCUCCAUUGAGCGUGACCCGGCUUCGUCAUUGCAAGAUCUACUGGACACCUGUACGGGUGUCGAUCAGCUUGACGGCGAGGGACUUGCGCAGCUCCGCGCGACUUUGCAAGAAACACAGCGAGCGGUACGAGACACGGAUCGUGGCUUACAAGAUAAAUUGGACCUGGUGGAUUCUCUCACCCGUCGUAAAGCAGAACUUGAAGCACGCCUUGAACGGACUGAACAGGCGUAUGCUGCGUUACUUGAAAAGACGCUUGCUGAACAAGGUGUGGAUAUGGGUGCCUUGAAACAACAAUACCAAGAGGUGGUGGAAGCGAAACGCGAAGCCGAUACGAAUGAGAUUGCUAGACUACACGAGCAAGCCGCGUCACAAGCUGCAUUACUCGCUCAAAGUCAAGAAGCACUGGCGCACGCUAAGCAGCAACGGUCAGCAGACGUGCCAGUACCGUAUGAAGGCUCGAAUGGUGGCAAAACAGUGGCUCAGCAACUUGCUGAUUUUGAUGCAAUGAAGAAGUCACUGAUGCGUGAUUUGCAAACACGUUGUGAGCGUGUGGUGGAGUUGGAGAUUGCCUUGGAUGAUACACGAGAACAGUAUAAUGCCGUCUUACGCAGUACGCAUGCACGAACGCAGCAAAAGAAGAUGGCGUUUCUUGAGCGGAAUCUGGAGCAAUUAACGGCCGUUCAGCGACAAUUGGUGGAGCAAAACGCGUCACUUAAGAAGGAAGUGGCGAUUGCUGAGCGGAAACUGAUUGCUCGAAAUGAGCGCAUCGCGUCGCUUGAGGGAUUACUACAGGAAGCGCAGGAUAAGUUGCAGCAGCAACACGGCAAGUUUGAGCAACAACUCCAGGCUGUUCGUGAGAGACUGGAGUCUGCGCGGACGAAAGCACCGGCAGCUCAAGGAAUUGCGAGUCAGGGGAUGACGGCUGGUAUGCUUGGUUUAUUUUCAGGGACCAAAAUUGCAAAGCCGUUGAGGGGUGGUGGGUUGCCUGAUUCACCGGGUGGGCCGCAGCAGCAGACUAUGGAGACAAAGAGAGGAAGUUGGUUUAGAUCGGGUGUUUAAUCCAUCCCAGCGUUGCAUACACGUAUAGACCAGCGAGUCCUAGCAUCAAGCCUUGUGUUCGUUGUUGUCAUUGUGUAGACCUCGGACUUUGGUGAGUGCGCGCUUGUGUCGGACUUGAUUCUCCGCGCCGCCAAAUUUGAGGAAAUCGCCGAGACGCAGCUUCAGUUCUGACUUCUAACCUCCACACAUCAAGUGCUCCAAGGGACUCUCUAGAUUCGCUUGUCUUCUAAUCAGAUGGCAGACAGUGCGAGAGAAGCGGUUGAGGAUGCCGUUAUUCAGGCCAAAGAAGCUGUUCCAGAUGUCAAAUCGAGCUUGUCGGGCAUCAAGUCCUUUGUGUCUGGUGGAUUUGGUGGUAUCUGCUGUGUAUUGGUGGGACAUCCGUUUGAUUUGAUUAAAGUCAGGAUGCAAACGGCAGAGAAGGGAGUGUACUCGGGAACGAUGGAUGUUGUGCGAAAGACGCUUGCUAAAGCUGGACCAACGG